Molecule: messenger RNA, 2514 nt
Organism: Hevea brasiliensis (rubber tree)
Lineage: Eukaryota; Viridiplantae; Streptophyta; Magnoliopsida; Malpighiales; Euphorbiaceae
Product: probably inactive leucine-rich repeat receptor-like protein kinase At5g48380
Biological process (GO): protein phosphorylation
Molecular function (GO): protein kinase activity; receptor serine/threonine kinase binding; ATP binding
Source: RefSeq, a predicted model, not a curated record
AUAUGUUGAAGUCGAUCAAUCAAUAAGAUGCGAUACACAUUUUUCCUCUCCCCUUUACUCUUUGUGAUACACCUCCACCCUUUCGAGCAUUCCCAAUUUUCAUUCUUCAUGACUCUUGCGUCUAGCCUAUUCAUUCACCUCCACCCUUCUUUAUACACUCUUGCAUCAAGCCUAUUCAUUUAUCUCGACCCUUUCAACUCAAUUAAGUAAUAACUGUCUCAGUGCUCCCCGCAAGCUCGGAUUAUCAUAUUUGGAAAAACAAGCCCUCAGCUUUGUCACAGCCUCAUAUGUGCUUUCAUUGACUUGGAAAAUCAAUAGCUUAAUUUAGUAAUACUUGCUUUCAUUGACUUGGGAAAUCCAUAUUGUAAUUUAGGGUUCUUGACUUGGAACAGUUCCCUCUUGUUUCAAUAAAUUUGGCUGUUGUUAUUGCCUUUUGAGCUACUUUACGAUUAAAAAUAUCUUAGAUACUCGAAAAGCUACGCGAGCUAUUCUUUAAAAUUUUUCUCUUGUAAGGUUUUUGGGCGUCAUUCUGCUAGUUUAAGCUUCCAUGUCUAGAGCCAUUCUGUUAAAUUUACAUAUUUUUUUUCUAUUUAUAUUCCUCUGGUCAUUGUUGUGUACUUUUCUUCUGAGUAAAGCAACGGAAACUGACAUCGAUUGCCUGAUAUCUAUUGAAGUUUCCUUGGAAGACCCUCUUGGUAAAUUAACCUCAUGGGACUUCAGCAACAAUACAGAAGGUUCCAUCUGUGGAUUCAUUGGAAUUGAUUGCUGGCGUCCUAAUGAAAACCGCGUCUUUAAUAUCAGACUUUCUGGCAUGGGCCUUAGGGGCCAAUUCCCUCGUGAUGUUGGAAAGUGUACAAGUUUAACUGGCUUGGACCUUUCCAAUAAUGAGCUUCAGGGACCAAUUCCAUUUGACAUCGCAGAAAGACUACCGUACGUUACAAGCCUUGAUCUAUCCUUCAACAAUUUAUCUGGUGAAAUCCCAUCUAGUAUUGCAAAUUGUACAUUUCUAAUUGUCCUUAAACUCAACAACAAUCGUCUUACAGGCAGUAUUCCAAUGGAAAUCGGCCUUCUCUCUCGACUCACGACCUUUAGUGUCGCUAACAAUUUAUUAUCAGGGCCUCUGCCUACCUUCAGAGAUGCCAGCUUCACAAGAGAAAGCUUUGCAAACAACUCAGGCCUCUGUGGACGACCUUUAGAACCCUGUAGACGCCAUAGAUGGAAAUUUGAUUCGUUAAAGAAGGGAUUUACGAUUGGUUAUGCAAUCUCCUUUGUUUUGAUCAUAGUUGCUUUCAUUCCUUAUGACAUACCUCCUUGGCUGAAGUUCAAGACCAAGAAUAAGAUGCUGAAGAUGAGAAGGAACAUUAGUCAAGUGACAGAGUUGGCUACUGUGGAUAACCUACCGGAAGGUGGCACAGAGAUUCUAAAGUUGGAGAAGGUGGUCCCAAGGUUGCCUUACAGAGAUCUCAGCAAUGCAACAAAUAAUUUUAGUGAAAAGAAUAUUAUCGGGUUGGGAAAGAUGGGUAUAUUGUUCAAGGCAACACUGAGUUCUGGUGGUUUCCUGGCAGUCAAGAAGUUACACUAUGCUCAAUUUCUUGAUGAGCGAUUCACGGCUGAAUUGAAGAUGCUUGGCAUAAUGAGACACAUCAAUUUACUUCCAUUGUUGGGAUUUUGCAUAAAUUCAAAGGAAAGGCUUCUAGUUUACAAAUAUAUGCCAAAUGGUAGCCUUUAUGACUGGCUGAAACUUAUGGAAGAUCAAGCAAAAGUCCUGGAGUGGCCUUUGAGGGUUAAAAUUGCUACUGGGUUGGCAAGAGGCUUGGCAUGGCUUCAUCAGGGGUGUAAUAUCCAUAUAAUCCAUCUUAAUAUAAGCUCAAAAUGUGUCUUACUUGAUUACGAUUUUGAGCCUAAGUUAUCAAAUUUUGGAGAGGCCACUCUUGAUUCCCAAAACAGUUCUUGUGCAAAUACUGAAGUUUGGGAAAUGGAAUUUAUCAAGGAGGAUGUCUAUAGCUUUGGAAUUGUGCUUCUUGAGCUGAUUACUGGGAAGGAUUCAUCUAAAAUGACUAGUAAUUAUUCCUCAAACAGCUAUGAUAGAUCUUCAAAUGAUUGGGUUAGUCAUAUUCUGGAUAGUAAUUCUUCCAAUUUCCAUGAUCUACCUGAUAAAUCUUUGAUUGGGCAAGGAUUUGAUGAUGAGAUCCAUCAGGUUCUUCAGAUUGCACUUAGUUGUGUGCAGUCCAUUUCAGAGCAAAGACCAACAAUGCGUCAGGUAUAUGAAGAUAUGAAAGCAGUGAGAAACAGAUAUGGCCUCACUGAUCAUUCUAACCUAUCAACAAAACCUGAAACUUCCACUGCUGGUUACAAAGGAAAAUCUGUUGAAAUUGAAAUAGCUGAGACAAACUGAAACAGAAGAAAUAUGUGUAUAAUUUGUUUUUUUUAAUGUUUAGAAAUUGAAACAGGAGAAAUAUGUGUAUAUAUUUUUUAUGGUUAAAAAAUAGCAUUAAUUAUAUUUUUCUUUUGAAA